Molecule: messenger RNA, 1745 nt
Organism: Synchiropus splendidus (mandarinfish)
Lineage: Eukaryota; Metazoa; Chordata; Actinopteri; Syngnathiformes; Callionymidae
Gene: clpp
Product: caseinolytic mitochondrial matrix peptidase proteolytic subunit
Exons: 7
Coding region: 88-912 (274 amino acids)
Biological process (GO): protein quality control for misfolded or incompletely synthesized proteins
Cellular component (GO): endopeptidase Clp complex
Molecular function (GO): ATPase binding; ATP-dependent peptidase activity; serine-type endopeptidase activity
Source: RefSeq, a predicted model, not a curated record
GUCCAACUGUGAUUAAGAGUUACAUCACAUGAAACAGAUGUUUACUCACGGUGGCGGUGCACUUACUCCACACCUGAUGGACCUGGGAUGAAGAGGUUUCUGCUUUGUAGUUGCCGCCAGAGAGCGCUGACUCUGGGAGGACACACUCUGAGACAAGCCAGAUUCUUCAGCCACAGUCCCACAUGGAGGAGCCCACUGAUACCCAUCGUAGUGGAGCAAACGGGCCGAGGAGAGCGAGCGUAUGACAUCUACUCUCGUCUGCUGAGGGAGAGGAUCAUCUGUGUCAUGGGUCCUAUCGACGACUCGGUGGCCAGCCUUGUCAUCGCUCAGCUACUCUUCCUUCAGUCGGAGAGCAACAACAAACCCAUCCACAUGUACAUCAACAGUCCAGGGGGCGUGGUGACUGCAGGCUUGGCCAUCUAUGACACCAUGCAGUACAUCCUCAACCCCAUCUCCACCUGGUGCGUGGGUCAGGCAGCCAGCAUGGGCAGCUUGCUGCUGGCGGCGGGGACAACAGGCAUGAGGCACUCGCUGCCCAACGCUCGCAUCAUGGUGCACCAGCCUUCAGGAGGAGCCCGGGGUCAGGCAACAGACAUCGCCAUCCAGGCCGAGGAGAUCCUCAAGCUGAAGAGGCAGAUCAACAAUCUGUAUACCAAACACACCGGCCAGAAGCUGGAGACCAUUGAGAGUGUGAUGGAGCGGGAUCGCUACAUGAGUCCCAUGGAGGCGCAGGACUUCGGUCUCAUCGACCGCGUCCUCGUCCACCCACCGCACGCGGGCCAGGACGAGCCAGAGCUGGUGCAGAAGGAGCCGCCCGCGGCUGCAAGCUUGUCUCCAGCCACAGAGUCUGCUGCUCCAGAUCUAAGCCUGCCAGGGAAGAGCAGCCCCUCCUCCCUCAAGCCUGAGCCAUGAGGUGCUGCAGCAAGCAUCACUGACUUGAAUGCUCUUCUUUUCCUGCGUGGCGUUGCCAUCCAGCCCCCUACAUGCUGCCCUCCAGGAACAUGGACUGAGAAGAGACUGUGGUCCAGCGGUGGUGGGUUUUUGCCAGUUAUCAGUCGCAACAGAGCAGAGCGUCUACAGCGGAACAGUAAAAUACAUUUUGGGUCAAUACUUACUGAACACUGGUGUCUUUGCAUUCACUGGGACACACGAGUUUAGUUGCUCUGAGUCUCCACCAGAACCUCUCUUCAAACCAUGCUCUAACAGUUCUCCUGAAGCAUCUGGUGAACUGCACAGCCUCAGGAUGGACCACAUAACACUUUCACCAGGUCUGGGGUAUUGAUCUGGACGUUUCUUCACUUUAACAUUUUCUAAUUGAAAUACAUCACAAUCCCACCAGCUGCCACUCAGGAUCAACGUUUCUCCAGAAAACUAACGUUCAGUAAAGGAACAUGAAAAUUACAUGGUUGGAUCACGAGCUGUAUUUGGGCCUCAAAACAACACAGUAAAAUAUAGGCUUGAAAACACAUGUCUUGUAAGUCUUUUUCCCCAAACCACGCUUCUAAUCUGUGUUUUCCAGUCUUAAAUGAUGCGUCACGUCCCUUAUCUAGUGCUUGUGAGGCUUCAUGGCACUGUCCUCAAUUUCAGAGCCCACUAGAUGCCACUCUCUGCUCUGUUUCACAAAGCCCCAUCACUCCCCUGAUGCCACAGCUGAUCACCCGUCACGUAUAUGUCAGUGAGACGGCAGGAGAGUCUCGCUGGGUUUACUGAGGUCAGAGCGGCGUCAUUACAAACCUACUUGUUAU